AUGGGGAGUGGGACCCUGAGGCCACGUGGCGAUUUAACCACAUUAUCUUCGACCGUGUCUUUUACUGCCUUCGGCUUCGGCCUACAAUACUGCGGUUGCGAGGCCGAGAGGAUUCUGCCUUUGCAGCUUUUCUUUAAUUUUCAGGAAGGCGAAAUGCCUAACCAAACGGUAGGUGCUAGGACCGAGAUGAAGACCCUUCAAUCAGUUUAUGACCGUGAUUUAUUAGGCACAAACAUUGCCCCCAUAUCCUUGGAUUCUUCGGUCGCGGCCUGGGCAGAGGCCAAAUGGAUUCUAAGGGAUGGACCCUUUGCAUUCCUCCUGAAGCAAAGUCGUCGUUCAAAAUCUUUUAAGUCUCAAGGCAACAAAACUUUAGUUCAUGAUAAACUCACUCGUGGUAGAGUGCUCCGAGUUCAUCUAGAAGUUGAAGGUAGUUCUACUACUCCUGUGCCUCGAGUUCAACACCCACCUCCGAUUGAUGUUCCUUCAACUCAAGUCCCUGGUGAUAAAGAAGAAACAGAAAGUGUAGCAGAUUCCCAGAAAGAUUUCAUUCCCCUUGGUCGACGAAUUCGCCGUUUGAAGCGAGGGCAUAUAAGUAGCAAUGAAGACAGUGAAGUCAACUUUAGGCAUAAGAAGACAAGCGUCGAACCUCUUUAUUGCGAUAUGGACAUGGCAUACCCACUUGAUGACACAUUCUUUUAUGAUGUACCUGCUAUUUCACAACUAGUUCUAAUGAACGAGGGAGAAGUAGUACAUCAUGUUCCUACUAUGUCCGAGCUCGUGCCAUUCAACCAUUUGCCUAUCGAAGGAGAAAAUGAUACUUUGCACCCGAUAAGUGGUUCAGGUGCUAGUCUAAGAGGUAUGCUUCCAAUCUUUAUCAGCAUAGUGUUUAAAAAUCUUUGA
Messenger RNA from Prunus armeniaca (apricot), 900 nucleotides. The record is from the annotation of a GenBank genome assembly. Lineage: Eukaryota; Viridiplantae; Streptophyta; Magnoliopsida; Rosales; Rosaceae.